Arthroderma uncinatum is the source of this 3936-nucleotide messenger RNA. Its product is annotated as P-type ATPase. The coding region runs from base 1 to 3936 and encodes 1311 amino acids. The transcript has 20 exons. Lineage: Eukaryota; Fungi; Ascomycota; Eurotiomycetes; Onygenales; Arthrodermataceae. The record is from RefSeq and is a predicted model, not a curated record. Gene Ontology annotation, cellular component: membrane. Gene Ontology annotation, biological process: intracellular calcium ion homeostasis. Gene Ontology annotation, molecular function: ATP binding; ATPase-coupled monoatomic cation transmembrane transporter activity; P-type ion transporter activity.
AUGGAUGACGAGCACACUAACGGCGAGGACCGCCAUGACGGGCCCCAGCCGCGGAGCAUCUACCGCAACAGCUUCAUGCGGAGCAGAACCAGCCUCCUCUCGGACGUAGAGAUGGCACAGGAUGAGGUUUAUGCCGGACCUAUAUCAGAAAGCAUACCCUCCAGCGUCGCAUCAUUCGUCCGCCGCCGUUCUCGCCGCGAAUCAAACGUCAGCUUUACCUACUUUCAGGAAAACAAUGGAUCCCUCGUCUGGCCAGAUGACCGCGACGAGGAGGCGAUCAUCGAGCCUGAGCUUGAGAACGGUGACCUGCACGUCCAUCGCAUCCCAUCCGACGAGCACGAAGACCAUGACCGCGAUCGAGAUCGAGAUCAUGGUGAAGACCAGGAAGCUGAUGCUGAGAUCUCCUUCCGCCCGUCUAGCUACUUCGGUCUGACUCCCUCGCACGACUCCGCUGAAGACCCCUUACUCUGGCGCCGUGCCUCAUCCACUGACCAUCCACGCGGAAAGUCGUCCGAUGGCAUAGUCAGUCAGAAGAUAUACAUUGCCUCCGAAGAUCUGACUGCUGCUAUAGCCGGGUUUUCAACCAGUGUGACCGGUUUGGCGGCCUAUCUCGCUAUCUGCAUUCUCUCUUGCGGCUUGGGUUAUCUGCUAUUUAGAUGGGUGCCGCGGUGGCGAGUUUCGCUAAUAGGCACUCCGACACCGCUAUAUAAAUGCCAAUGGGUAGCUAUUGAAAAUCAAUGGGGCCAAUUCACCAUACAGGAUGUUCAGAACCAGUCGUAUGGACGCCAGUUAUCCACCGUCUUCGGGCGCACAAACAAAGAAGGCGCAGCAGCCAACUAUGAGUACGACGAUGACCCUAUGAUGCCGAAUCUUCGAUAUCUGGACUAUCAUUAUGUCCGCUUCUACUACCAACCGGUACAAGACAAGUUUCGUAUCAGCGGAACCUGGGCAGAUCCAGCAUGGGCGGAUGUGAAGUUGUUACGACGCGGUUUAGAUGCGGACGAGAGGGAGAGUCGCGAGCAAGUCUUUGGCGCAAAUAUUAUUGAUAUCCAAGCCAAGACUAUCCCCCAAAUAUUGGUUGAUGAGGCAUUUCAUCCGUUCUAUAUCUUCCAAAUUGCCAGUUUAACUCUCUGGUCAAUGGAUGAAUACUACUAUUAUGCUACUUGUAUAUUCUUUAUUUCCGUUUUUAGCAUCACUGCAACUGCUAUUGAGACUAGAUCGACCAUGCGUCGACUACGUGAGAUUGCGCAUUUCGAGUGUGAGAUUCGAGUUCUGAGAAGCGGAUUUUGGACAACCGUACCCUCAACAGAGCUCAUACCUGGCGACGUAUUUGAAGUUUCUGAUCCCUCUCUGUCUCAGAUUCCUUGCGAUUGCCUCCUACUCUCUGGAGAUUGUAUUGUGAAUGAGAGCAUGCUAACAGGCGAAUCUGUCCCAGUCUCAAAGUUCCCUGUUACAGAUCACUCUCUUGCCCAAUUAAAUCUAGCGGCAACAUCUGUUGACCCGAGUGUGGCCAGGCAUUUCUUAUUUUGUGGUACAAAGCUCAUUCGCGCCCGAAGACCACAGGAUCCCGCCGAUGAUGAAGCAGCUGCUCUAGCCAUGGUUGUGCGAACAGGCUUCAAUACUACAAAGGGUGCACUUGUUCGAUCAAUGCUGUUCCCCAAGCCAUCUGGUUUCAAAUUCUAUCAGGAUUCCUUCCGCUAUAUUUCUGUGAUGGCUGCUAUUGCUGUUAUUGGGUUUAUUGUAUCCUUUGUGAAUUUUAUUCGUCUAGGGAUCGUUUGGCAUACGAUUAUCGUUAGGGCACUAGACCUUAUCACCAUCGUUGUGCCACCCGCCCUACCAGCGACACUGACCAUUGGUAUCAACUUCGCCAUAUCAAGGCUUAAAUCACAGCAGAUCUUCUGUAUCAGCCCACAAAGGGUUAACGUUGCUGGGAAGCUUGACGUUGUCUGCUUCGACAAAACCGGAACAUUAACCGAAGACGGCCUCGAUGUCCUUGGAGUUAGAUUAAGUCACCAAAGAGACCAGAGAUUUAGCGACCUCUUAACGGAAGCACCGUGUAUUCUACCCCAACUGCGGGCCGAGCGAGAUCCUACACAGGACUAUGGGCCUAACACGGCUAUUCUCUACACCAUGGCAACAUGCCAUUCGCUAAGGAUGGUAGAUGGAGAGCUAAUAGGUGACCCUCUCGAUGUCAAGAUGUUCGAAUUCACGAAUUGGUCCUACGAAGAAGGCAGCCACAACACUGCCGAAGUAUACGAGGAUUAUGAACAUAUUUCUCCGUCUGUUGCGAGAUCUUCGCUAAAUUUUGCUCCCCCCGGUGACACUGAUCUGACAAAUGACGAUAUCACCGAGCUAUCCAUCCUUCGUAUUUUCGAAUUCGUAUCUCAACUACGUCGAUCGAGUGUCGUUGUUCGGCAACCUGGAAGUGAUGGUGUUGACAUUUUUGUCAAAGGCGCUCCGGAGUGUAUGAAGGAUAUAUGCAAUUCUAAAAGCUUACCACCUGAUUUCUCAGAGCUACUUAACUACUAUACCCACCGCGGCUUCCGAGUCAUCGCCUGCGCAACAAAACAUAUCCCAAAAUUUUCCCUCCGAGACAUCUUUUCGAUGAACCGAGCAGACGCCGAAACGGAUCUCGAGUUCAUUGGUUUUAUCAUCUUUGAAAACAAGCUUAAACCUACAUCUAAGGAGGUCAUUACCGAACUACAUGAAGCCGGUAUCCGUAAUGUGAUGUGGGAUUCGUCCGAUCCAAAUUCUCGCCUUUGCUGGCAGAGCAUUGAUAACCAAGACCAUCAACUCGAUGAACAUACCUUGACGCCACUUCCUCAUAGCUCUGGAGCCGAUGUUUCUGUUCCAUAUCACCAUUACAAUAAACCCAACUACGCCAUUGCGGUAACUGGAGAUGUAUUCCGCUGGGUGGUCGACUAUGGCUCUGAAGAGGUGCUUAAUAAGAUGCUCGUCCGCGGCCAAGUCUUUGCUCGAAUGUCCCCUGAUGAGAAGCACGAGCUGGUUGAAAAGCUACAAUCUCUCGACUAUGACUGUGGAUUCUGCGGUGAUGGGGCAAAUGACUGCGGCGCCCUGAAAGCUGCAGACGUGGGUAUCUCGCUUUCGGAAGCAGAGGCGUCAGUCGCUGCACCAUUUACGAGCAGAGUAUUCGAUAUCUCAUGUGUUCCAAAACUUAUCAGAGAAGGAAGAGCGGCACUAGUUACAAGCUUCUGCUGUUUCAAAUAUAUGAGUAUUUACUCGGCCAUUCAAUUUACCUCCGUUAGCUUCCUCUACGCAACUGCUUCGAAUUUAGGAGAUUUCCAGUUCCUCUAUAUCGACCUUGCGAUAAUAUUACCUGUCGCUAUCUUUAUGGGAUGGAUCGGACCAAGCUCAGUCCUAUGCCGCAAGAGGCCAACUGCAAACCUCGUGUCGCGGAAGGUCUUAACUCCUCUUUUAGGACAGAUUGCUAUAUGUAUACUUAUCCAGGCCGUUGCCUAUGAGACAGUCCAAAUCCCUAAAUGGUAUAUUCCACCAAAAAUUAGUCACGAGGAGACCAAUAUCAAAAACUCUCAAAACACAGCACUAUUCCUAGUUUCAUGCUACCAAUAUGUGUUUUCCGGCGUAGUCCUGAGUGCAGGUCGGCCGUUCCGGAAGCCAGCGACUUCAAACGUCCCGUUCGUGGCCACGAUCAUCAUAAUCUUCCUAUUCUCCUCAUAUAUGCUCUUCCAGCCUGCAAAAUGGCUAUACAAGCUGAUGCAGUUGACAUACAUGUCACCCGAAUUCAAGGGCUGGAUUCUACUUCUUGCAUUGGGUGGUUUUGCAGCGGCAUGGGUUUGUGAGAAUCACGUCUUCCCGCAACUAGCUCGCGGCCUCGGUCAACUGAAUCGUUGGAUACGUCCCCAUACCAAAAAGCAACGCCGACGAUAUAAAGUGCUGCUCGAAGGCGGGCGGUGA